This is a messenger RNA of Phaethon lepturus (White-tailed tropicbird), 9935 nucleotides long. It is a transcript of the gene ASPM, whose product is annotated as asp (abnormal spindle) homolog, microcephaly associated (Drosophila). The transcript has 27 exons. Gene Ontology annotation, molecular function: protein binding. Lineage: Eukaryota; Metazoa; Chordata; Aves; Phaethontiformes; Phaethontidae. Gene Ontology annotation, biological process: establishment of meiotic spindle localization; spindle organization; mitotic cell cycle. The record is from RefSeq and is a predicted model, not a curated record. The annotation marks the transcript as partial. Gene Ontology annotation, cellular component: spindle pole.
UCAGGACAAAGAAUCUUUGUUUCUGUAACAUGGACACCACUAGAAGAAGGAAAAGUCAGAGAACUGGUAACUUUUAUUAUUAAUGGCAUUGUAAAACAACAAGCUGUGCUCCUGGGUGUUGCUGAGCAGCCUGUGAAGAAAAAGAAGAGUCUUUGGGAUACUAUAAAAAAGAAAAACUCUUCAGAAAAAUCGGCUUCAAAAAAAGUUAAAAAAAGUACUUCAAAAGUCAAAAAUGUUAAUAAAACCUUUCAAGUUUCCCAGAAGGUGGAUAGACUUAGGAGCCCACUCCAACCCUGUGAAAAUCAGAACACAAUGCAAAAUAGUAUAUCCCCAGGAAAUGACUCUUUUGUGGGCUCAGAAAAUAAAUUGCCAAUAUCUCCUAUUGCACCAAUGCUAGAGGACCAUUGCAAUACUGUUUGCACACCGCUUGCAAUGAGAAGAUCUACUACAUUCUCAGAUAUUGCUGCCGCUGUAAAUGAGGAGUUAUUGCCUGAAAUAGAUAGCUGUAAUGUCAAGAAAUCUGAUAAUGAGCACAAUGAAUUAAAAUCUGAAAGUGCAUACAGUUCUAUUGGCUUAGCACAAGUGCCCAUGUCAAACAAUGACGUAAUUCUUAAUUGUACACUUUCACCAGUUUGCACUCCAGAACAAUCAGCAUCUGUGCCUGUUUUAAGUACAAGGAGAAUUUUAAGUCCAGAUUCUUUUGUAAAUGACAGUUACCAAGUGGAAAUAGAUAUAAUAGAGCAGUCUGUUCCAAUUUUGUCACCUGAUCAGUUUGUGAAAGACAGCUUGUCAGAUAAACUAUCAAAGACUCCUAAGCUUGAGGCAGCUUUAAUAUCGUCUGCUACAGAGACUUACGUUGUAAAGAAAUUCCUACCCUCAAAAUGGAAAAAAAAUGGAGAUGUAGAGACAAAAACACAUGUUCAUAUAGAACAAAACUUAAAUGAAGUCUUUGAGAAGCAUAAUGUAGAAUCACAGGUAGUUCAUUAUGACAAACCCAAAGAAAAUCACUUCAGUUUUCCUUCUACAGAGGAAUUUCAGACUCACCAUUCUUCUCAGAGAGAGCAACCAAAAAAGCGUCCAGUUCUUUCUGCCACUGUCAUCAAAAAUAAGCCUGAUGCUGCUGAAGAAAAGAGAAUGGAAAACCUCCAGCCAAAAUCUAAAAAAUGCCUUAGUAAAGCGAUAAUGGAAUGUGCUAAUGUGGUACCUGUACAUACAAAAGCAGAAAUAUCAAAACACCUUCCAGUUAUAGGUCCCAUUUCAGCUGAAAAUAAGUGUCACAAUGACAAAGUAAAUUCAUAUACUGGAUCAACUUCUUUGUGUCGUAAGAGGAAAAGUGAAAUAUGUGUAGAAAAUAGUAGAGUUACAGCUCCAGUGUAUGUGGAAGAAGUGGAAAGAAAAAGAACUCUUACAUCUAGCGUGGACAAUAAAAUGCAUAUUACUGUGAGGCCAUCAGCCUUCAAACCGACAAACCGAGAGAGAGUAGGGCAGAGAAAGAAAGCUGGUUCUUCACUUCAGAAAGCAUCUAAAACUACCAACAGAAUUAGUAAACCCAUUCCUGGAUUGGCUCAGUCUCACCUAACGUUUGUGAAACCACUGAAAACAGUCAUCCCUAGGCACCCAAUGCCUUUUGCUGCUAAAAACAUGUUUUAUGAUGAACGUUGGAAGGAGAAGCAGCAACGAGGUUUCACCUGGUGGUUAAAUUUUGUACUUACCCCUGAUGACUUCAAUGUAAAAACAAACACCUCACAAGUAAAUGCAGCUGCUCUUAUCUUGGGAGAAGAGAACCAUCAUAAAACCAGUGUUCCUAAAGCACCAACGAAAGAUGAAGUGUCUCUAAAAGCUUAUACGGCUCAUCGUAAGCUGAAUAAGUUACGACGUGAUGCUUGCCGUUUGUUUACAUCCGAAACAAUGGUUAAAGCUAUUAAGAAGCUGGAAGUUGAGAUUGAAUCUGGACGUUUGCUAGUUCGUAGAGACAGACACCUCUGGAAAGAUGUAGGAGAGAGGCAGAAAGUCCUUAACUGGCUUUUAUCUUAUAACCCUUUGUGGCUGCGUAUAGGUCUGGAGACUGUUUACGGAGAACUGAUAGCUUUGGAGAGUAAUAGUGAUGUUACGGGUUUAGCAAUAUUUAUCCUGAAUCGAUUGCUUUGGAACCCUGACAUUGCAGCUGAAUACAGGCAUCCCACUGUGCCUCACCUUUACCGAGAAGGUCAUGAAGAAGCGUUGUCAAAAUUCACACUGAAAAAAUUGCUGUUGUUAGUUUGCUUUCUGGAUUGUGCCAAACGGUCUAGAAUGAUUGACCAUGACCCUUGCCUUUUUUGUAAGGAUGCAGAGUUCAAGGCAAGCAAAGACCUUCUGCUUGCAUUUUCUCGGGACUUCCUGAGUGGUGAAGGUGAUCUUUCCCGCCAUCUUGGUUUCUUAGGACUACCUGUCAGUCAUAUUCAGACUCCACUUGAUGAAUUUGAUUUUGCUGUAACCAAUCUGGCUGUGGAUUUACAAUGUGGCGUUCGUCUUGUGAGAACAAUGGAACUUCUCACCAAAAACUGGAAUCUUUCAAAACAACUGAGAGUUCCUGCAAUAAGUCGUCUACAGAAGAUGCAUAAUGUUGAUGUUGCUCUUAAUGUCCUUAAAGAGCGAGGAAUUCACUUGAAAGAUGAAAGUGGUGCUUCAAUUGAUUCCAGGGAUAUUGUGGAUAGACACAGAGAACGAACGUUAGCACUCCUGUGGAAAAUUGUCUUUGCCUUCCAGGUGGAUGUUUUUCUUAAUGUGGAACAGUUAAAAGAAGAAAUUGAAUUUUUAAAGAAUGCACACAAGAGGAAAACACAAUUGGGUACUCUCAAGACUUUUCCAAAUGGCUGUAGAGUACAAGAAGAUAAUAGUAGCAACUCCUUACCUCAAAGCUACAGUGAAAAUGUUAAGCUGCUGAUGGCAUGGAUUAAUGCUGUUUGUGGAUUUUACAAUAUUAAGGUGGAAAACUUCACAGUGUGUUUCUCAGAUGGUAGAGUCUUAUGUCAUUUGAUUCAUCAUUAUCAUCCAUGCUACAUGCCUUUGGAAGCUGUGUGCCAACGUACAACACAAACAGUAGAAUGCUCAAGAACUCAUACGGUGGGCCUAAACUGUUCCCCCUCAUCCUCUUCAGAGUCCGAUACUUCUUUAAAUGUUAUGGAAGGAAUGUUUGACCAAACUGUAACUACCUCAGUCCUGUACAAGGAGCUCUUGGACAAUGAAAGGAAAAACUUCCAGCUAAUCAAUGCAGCAGUUUCUGACCUAGGUGGAAUACCAGCAAUGAUUCAUCACUCAGACAUGUCAAAUACAAUUCCUGAUGAGAAGGUUGUUAUUACCUACCUAUCAUUUCUGUGUUCGCGGCUUCUAGAUCUUCGGCAAGAAACUCGAGCUGCACGAUUAAUUCAGUCUGCUUGGAGGAAUUACAGGCUGAAAAGGGAACUGAAACUUUCUCAGGAAAAAGACAGAGCUGCUCGGAUAAUUCAAAAAUCUGCAAUAAACUUCUUGUUUCGUCGACGCAUCCUGAAGAAAGUGAAUGCAGCAGUUUUCAUCCAGAAGCACUGGAGAAGAUACUUAGCCAGGAUGAUUUUUUUAAAUCUGAAAAAGACAAAACUGGAGGAAGCCAGAAGUAAAUCUGCCACGGUCAUUCAGGCUUAUUGGAGGAGAUACUCUGCUAGGAAAAGAUAUUUACAGCUAAGAUACUAUGUUAUUUUUGUACAAGCAAGGAUAAGGAUGGUUAAGUCGGUUGCUGCAUAUAAACGAAUUAUUUGGGCUGCUGUUACAAUUCAGAGUCAUCUGCGUGCAUUUAAGUUGGCAAAAAAAGAUCGUCAAAGAUAUGAAACCUUGAAAUCUUCAGCACUUACUAUUCAGUCUGCAUUCAGAAGAUGGAGAAAAUGCAAAAUUCAACAGAAAAUUAAAGCAACUUUAGUGCUUCAGGCUUACUUCCGAAAAUGGCAAUCUUCAAAACUGGCUAAAAGAAAGAGGGCUGCCCUUGUCAUACAGGCUUGGUAUAGGAUGCACAGAGAUCUGAAGCGGUAUCUACGUAUUAAGCAAAGUGUUAUCAAGAUUCAGGCUUGGUACAGAUGUCAGCUGGCUAGACAUAUUUACCAGGAAUACAGGGCAAAAAUAGUGGCAAUUCAGCAGUAUUACAGGGCUUAUAAACUAGGAAAAAUUGAAAGAGAGGACUAUUUGCAAAAGCGUGCAGCAGUGAUAGCUCUCCAAGCUGCUUUUAGAGGCAUGAAGGCACGUAAAGUAUACAGGCAAACAAAAGCAGUUUGUGUUGUUCAGUCACUGUGGAGAAUGAAAAAAGAGAAACUAAGAUUCCUACGAUUAAAAAAAUCUGUUACUACAUUGCAGUCACAUGUGAGAAAAUACCAACAAGUAAAAAGAUACAAAGAGAUUAAAAACGCUGCCUCUGUAAUUCAAACUUGGUAUAGGGCACAUGUCACUUCUAAAAAAGCAGCUGCUUCUUUCCAGAGGAUGCGUCUGGCUGCUAUUGUCCUACAGUCUGCCUACAGAGGAAUGGAAGCUAGGAGAGAGGCUCGCGUGUUGAGAUCUGUGAUAAAAAUUCAGUCAAGUUACCGUGCUUAUGUUGUCCGGAAGAGAUUUAAAAGCUUGAAAGAUGCAACAGUGAAGAUUCAAGCUUUUGUAAAGAUGAAGCAAGCACAUACGCAUUAUUGUACAUUAAGGGAGGCAACGCUUUUUGUCCAGCAAAGGUAUCGGUCUCAUAGAUAUGCUCUUCAACUUAAAGAAGAUUAUAGAAAAUUGAAGGGAGCUUGCAUAAGAAUUCAAGCUGUAGUUCGAGGCUAUCUUGUCAGGAAACAAAUACAGAGGUGGAGGAAGACUGCAGUAUUUCUCCAGGCUUGCUACAGAAUGAGAAGGGACAGGCAACAUUAUUUAAGCAUCUAUAGUGCUUCCAUUGUCAUUCAAAAGCAUUAUCGCGCAUACAGAAAGCAACUGUGUCAGAGGCAGGAGUUCUUGCAAGUUAAAAAAGCAGCUGUGUGCUUACAGGCAGCUUACAGGGGUUAUAAAGUACGCAAAAAGCUUGAACUUGAGUAUAGAGCUGCUAUUAAAAUUCAGACUGCUUUUAGAGCUCAUGCUGCAAGAAUGAAAUACAAGGCAAUGGUUCAAGCUUCCAUUGUGAUUCAGAGGUGGUACAGAACUUAUAAGACUGGCAACAAGCAAAGACUGAACUUCUUAAUAACAAGAGCAGCAGUGCUUUCUUUACAGGCAGCUUUUCGUGGCUGGAAGGUACGAAAGCAGAUUCGAAGACAACGUAUUGCUGCUACUAAGAUACAGUCAGCCUUCAGAAGAUUCAUGGCGCUGAAAAAAUUCAGACUUAUCAACCAUGCUGUGCUAACUAUCCAAAAGCAAUACAGGGCCACUCUUAUAGGCCACAAACAACGGCAAAAAUACAUUCAGCUGCGUAACUCUGUAGUGCAUCUUCAGGCAAUAUGGAGGGGGAAAACUGUGAGAAAAAUAAUUCAAAAGAAACAUAUUCUUGCAACAAUUGUUCAGUCCUAUUACAGAAUGCAUGUAAAUCAACUAAAAUAUAAGAAACUAAGACAAGCCGCUGUAGUGAUUCAGAAAUACUUCAGAGCUUACUGUAUGAAAAAAAAUGAACGUGCAGUUUAUCUAAAAACAAAGGCAGCUGUGUUAGUCUUGCAGUCUGCUUACCGUGGGAUGAUUGUGAGGAAACAAUUGAACAAACAAAACAAAGCUGCCACAACCAUACAAGCUGCCUUCAAAUCUUACCUGGUCAAAAAGGACUAUGAAAGACUUAGAUCUGCAGCUAUAGUAGUUCAAAGGCAUUAUCGUGCAAUUAUGCAUGCUAAACAUCAAAAGCAGAAAUAUUUGUCUUUAAAAAAAGCCGCAGUCAAAUUGCAAGCUAUUUAUAGAGGUGUGAGAGUUAGACGACGAAUUCACUGCAUGCAUCAAGCAGCUAUUUGUAUCCAAGCCACAUUUAAGAUGCAUCGAAUGAACAUAAAAUAUCAGGCAAUGAGAAUGGCAGCAAUUAUAAUUCAAAGACAGUAUAAAGCAUUUUGUUUAGGCAAAGUACAACGUAAAAAGUACUUGGAACUAAAGAAGUCUAUCAUUAUCCUUCAGGCUGCCUGUAGAGGCAUGAAGGUGCGACAAGACUUAAAAACUAUGCAUCAGUCAGCAGUGAUAAUACAGUCUUAUUAUCGAAUGUACAAACAACAGAGGGAUUACAGAAAAUUGUUGCUGGCAACUAGGCAGAUUCAGCAGUGGUUCCGUGCUUGUAAGGAGCGAAAUACACAAGUUCACAACUAUAUGAUUAUGAAAAGUGCUACACUUUGUAUCCAGGCUGCGUUCCAUGGUAUGAAAACAAGAAGACUUAUAAGAACUAUGAGUGAAUCAGCUGAGCUUAUUCAAAGAAGAUUUAGAACUUUUCUCAAAAGAAAACAUUUUCUUUCCAUUAAGACAGCUGCUAUUGUAAUUCAGAGAAAAUACAGGGCAACAAAACUAGCAAAAAUUCAACGUCGAAAGUAUCUGUCUUUCCUUAAUGCUGCUGUUAUCAUACAGUCUGCUUAUAGAGGCUUUGCGGUAAGAAAAAAAAUGCAGCAGAUGCAUCAAGCUGCUACAGUUAUUCAAGCAAUGUUAAGAAUGCAUAAAAUUUACAUUUCUUAUCAAGCUGUCAGGCUUGCUUCAGUAAUCAUACAGCAACGUUAUCGUGCUUACAGGGAAGGGAAGCGUGUAAGAGAAAUAUACUUAAAACUCUACAAUUCUGUUUUAGUUCUUCAGGCUGCCUAUAGAGGAAUGAAAACAAGAUGUUUCUUGAAGAAAAGACGUGAGGCAGCACUUACAAUACAGAGAAACUACCGAAUGUAUAGGCAGUACUGCCAUUACAGAAAAGUUCAGUGGGCAACCCAGCUAAUACAGAAGAGGCACAGAGCCAAUAAUCUAAAGAAAAUUGCAGUACAGCAGUACUCUUCAUUAAAGAAAGCAGCAACUUGUAUUCAGAAGGCUUUUCGAGACAGGCAAGCAAAAAAACAUCGAGAAAUGCACUGUGCUGCUAUUGUUGUUCAGAAAAAUUUUAAAGCUUUUAGAGAACGUCAAAGAUAUCUCUCUCUUAAAGCAGCUAGUCUUGUCUUUCAGAGAAGAUACAGAGCUUUGAUUCUGUCAAGACAGCAUACUUUGGAGUAUCUUUCUCUUCGCAGAGCAACUAUUCAUAUACAGGCUGUGUACAGAGGCAUCAGGGUGCGGAAGAGUAUUGAGCAUAUGCAUUCAGCUGCUAGUACAAUACAGUCAGCCUACAAAAUGCACAAGAAUAGAAGAUCCUAUCAAAAUAUGAGAAUUGCAGCUAUUGUUAUACAGAACUACUAUCGUUCCUACUUUAAAGGAAAGAAUCAACGAAAGAAAUACCUGACAAUGAAGAAUUCUGCUCUUGUUAUUCAAGCAUCUUAUAGAGGCAUGAAGGAACGACGGAAACUGAAAAUCAUUCUUGUUUCAGCAAUUGUAAUACAGUCUAAUUAUCGCAUGUACAGACAACAUAGAUACUACAAACAGUUGUGCUGGGCUGUCAGAGUUAUACAACAAAGGUUCAGAGCCAAAAUGGCAAAAGAAGCUGACAUGGAAAACUAUGCAAAAAUAAAAAAGGCUGUCAUUUGCCUUCAAUCCUCUUUUCGUGCUAAAAAAGCUAGGCAGUUGUAUAAAACCAGUGUUGCUGCACGGUGCAUACAAUCAUUCUUACAAAUGCGCAUAGAGAGGAGGCGCUUUCUUGAAAAGAAAGCAGCAGCAAUAAUGAUCCAGUCUAUGUUCCGAUGCCAAAGAACAAGGAUUCGCUAUAAAUUGAUUCAGAGUUCAGCAGUUGCUAUUCAGAGGUGGUACAGAGCAUGUCGCAGGGCUCGUUUACAGAAAGCAGAGUAUUCUGCUCAAAGGCAAGCAAUAGUAAUUAUUCAGUCUGCUUUCCGUGGUAUGAAAGCAAGAAAAAUAGCAAGACAAGCACGAGCUGCAAGAACGAUUCAGUCUUUUCUUCAGAUGGCUGUGCAGCGUAGAAAAUUUAUUCAACUUAGAACAGCAGCUAUUACGUUACGAGCCUAUUACUUAAUGCAUAAAACUAAAUCAGAGUAUGCAAGCUAUAAAAAAGCAGCAGUUGUCUUACAGCGAUACUACCGAUCCCAUUUGAUUGUGAAAUACCAAAGAAUGACUUAUUUACAAACACGGAGGAACGUUAUCAUUGUGCAGGCUAGAGUCAGAGGAUUCAUUGAAAAGAAGAGGUUUCACAAAAUUAAAGAAAGCACAAUAAAAAUUCAGGCAUCAUAUAGAGGAUAUAAAGCCAGGCAGUGGGUUAACAAAAUGAGAGCAGCACAAGUAAUUCAAGCCUGGUUUCGAGGCUGCAGAGCACGGAAGGAAUAUGCAUCUGUGGUAAAAGCUAUAUGUGUUAUCCAGAGACACUUCAAAACAAAACAACAGCGGGCCCGGUUUUUAAAAAUGAAGAUCUGUGCACUUACCAUUCAAAGAAGAUGGAGAGCAACCCUUACUGCACGAAUGAUUCAACAUCAGUUUCUGGCAACUAAGAAUGCUGCACUUAAGAUUCAGUUGGCAUAUAGACAAAGCUCCAAAGCUUCAUGUUUGAUCCAAAAAGCAUACAGAGGUUUCAAUGCAAGAAGGAAAUUUGUUCAAUAAAAAACUGCUACUGUAAUUAUCUGAAAACAUCUGAGGGCUUGACAGGAAGGCAGGCUUCAAUUUAUGAAAUACAACAAAACUAGAGGAGCUCUCAUUAAACUGCAAGCACUUAUAUGGGCUUUAGUCAGAAAAAAGCAUGAACAAAAACAAAAGAAGAGACUACUUUAUUUUACAGCAGCUGCAUAUCAUCAUAUCUCUGCAAUUAAAAUUCAAAGGGCAUAUAGGAUUCACCUCAUCUUAAAACUUGCACAAAAGCAGAUCUCGUCUGUUCUUCUAAUACAGAGAUGGUUCCGAGCAAAAAUGCAACAAAAGAGAUUUCUAAGAGAUUAUCAAAGAAUCAUUCAAUUACAACGUGUGAUUCGAGGCUGGCUAAAUCACAGAAAUGAUGCAGCAACCGUAAUCCAGCGAAAUGUACGAAGAUUCCUUGCCUGCAGACGUAGGAGAAAAUUUGCAGCUGGAAUAAUUAAAUUUCAGGCAUUGUGGAGAGGAUAUUCUUGGAGAAAGCAUAAUGAUACAGCAAAAACCCAAGCUUUAAGAUGUAGUUUGGCAAAGGCUAACGAAAAGAGCAGAGAAGAAAACAAAUUGUGCAACAGAACUGCAAUUGCUAUUGAAUACCUUCUAAAAUACAAACAUAUCUCUUAUAUUCUUGCAGCAUUAAAGCAUCUGGAGGUGGCUACCAGGCUGUCCCCGCUUUGUUGUGAAAAUAUGGCCCAGAGCAGAGCAAUCUUCACUAUUUUUGUUCUGAUCCGAAGUUGCAACCGGAGUGUUCCAUGCAUGGAUGUGAUCAGAUAUUCAAUUCAGGUUCUACUUAAUGUUUCAAAGUAUGAAAGAACUACUCAAGCAGUUUAUGAAGUAGAAAAUUCUGUAGAUACGUUACUAGACCUACUGCAGAUGUACAGAGGGAAAGCUGGGGACAAAAUUUCAGAGAAAGGAGGAAGCAUUUUCACAAAGACCUGUUGUUUGUUGGCCAUCCUUUCAAAGGAUUCGAGAAGAGCUCUGGAAAUCCGAAGCAUACCGAGAGCGGUUACUUGCAUUCAAAGCUUGUAUAAACUUACAGCUCGUAAACACAAAAUGGAUGCAGAGAGAACACUUGUAAAGCAGAAAACAAACACUUUCUUAAGUGGAACUUCCUUCAUUCCAGUAACUCCUCUAAGAAUAAAAACAGUUUCAAGACUUAAGCCAGACUGGGUUUUGAGGAAAGAUAACAUGCAAGAAAUUGUGGAUCCUUUGCAAGCAAUUCUGAUGGUGGUGGAUACACUCGGUAUUGCCUGCUACUGAAAUGUAAAUGA